Messenger RNA from Daldinia decipiens, 1359 nucleotides. RefSeq lists its product as uncharacterized. Lineage: Eukaryota; Fungi; Ascomycota; Sordariomycetes; Xylariales; Hypoxylaceae. Bases 1 to 1359 code for a protein of 452 amino acids. The transcript has 3 exons. The record is from RefSeq and is a predicted model, not a curated record.
AUGGAGGGGCCCUCUAUCAACUGGUCUCUGAAACAAUCUCUAUGGUUUUGUGACUGUGAUGGUUGCAAACAACCAGCUGUUCAAAGAGCUGGAAAUUGUCCCCUCUGCAAUAAACAUCUAUGUCAGACUCAUGCACAGGAUGAAUGGCACAAAUGUCCCAAGCCGGAGGAAAAUUGGACCAUGUACGCUUCUCAAUAUGUAGCCGCAGAAACUCGCCAAAUAGAUGAGCUAUGCCGUAGAAUAGAUAGUGCUAAAUUAUGUGCACGCGCAUCGUUGUGUAGAGGAGGAAUUCCUUGCACUGCCAACUUAUCAGCAAAGAACCUGCCAGUUAUGAUGGGUGGUCAAAACUGUCAUGCUGAGAUUACCUUUGACGACAACGUGAAAUGGCUCGCUCGGUUCCGUCUGUCAAAUAUCUCAUCGCCUCCGAUAGAAUGCCGCGAUUACAUCCUUCGAAGCGAGGCAGCCACAAUGGACUUUUUACAGAAGCAUACACGUAUCCCCUCCCCGAAGGUUUUCGAUUGGGCAUGCGAAUCAGACCCAAGCAACCCAUUGGGACGAGUUGGCUAUAUAUUGAUGGAAAAGAUGGAAGGGAAACCCUUGGAUUGGCAAGGGGCAACCCCGCCGCAGAGAGAAAAGGUCAUGCAGCAAUUAGUUGAUAUAUUUCUUGAGAUCGAGAAGCAUCCAUUCGAUAUGAUGGGGUCAAUAGUCACAGCUAAUGACCCAACAAGACACGAGAUACAAGGCAUUGCUCACCACGAAGUGUAUUGUUUAGGAAUUACAGGGCCCCUGGAUCCUUUCCACUCUUCGCUAGAGGGAGCCGGCGCCCUUAUAAAAUUGUACCUUGCUAUGAUAGCGAGCGGCGAGAUCGAGGCUAAUCAUCCGAUAGAUGUUUUCCUCAUGCAUCGCUUUCGUUUAGAUCUUCUAAACGAUAUCGGGGAAGAUGCUCCAUCAGGGGGACCCUUUUUCCUAAAGCACCCCGACGAUAAGGGCGACCACAUCCUUGUAAACGAAGAUUUCGACAUCGUUGGGAUGAUAGACUGGGAGUGGUGCCAGACAUUCUACGAUGGUUCCAACGAGCUUGCUGAGGAAGAGUUGCGACUGGCUAUGAUCUUCCGUGAAAGAGGCCGUGACGAUCUAGCCAAACACAUUGUCGAGGGAAGGAAAGUGCAACGAUUCUUCUUUGCUCUAGGUGCUGGUAGUGGAUCCCAUAAUGAUCGAGCAACAAUGAUCGAUCUUUUCAUGGGCCUUAAACGGGCCUUCGACUCUGGAGAGGAAGAAUCGGAGGAGUGGAGGGCCAAAGCAUUAGUUAGAUGGAAGGACGACGAAUUAUUGCAAGUUUUAUUGCAGAGAUAUACGUGA